UGCACAGCUGUCGGAGAUCGGCGCUGACUCCGGUAGCUUGACCAUGAGGUGAAAGUCUCUCCGCCGUGAAGCUCCAGCGCAGCGUCGGGUCCGAAGUAUCAAAGGCGGAGAACCGGGAGUUUUAGCAGACCUACGUCAUUGGGAUUCUGAAAACCGGAAGCCAAAAGUUUUUUUUGUUCUUCUUCACGCGCAAAGUGAUAGUGGAGGAGAAGCGUGAGGAGGGGCGCAACAAGGGACGAGAAGUAACGGCGGGUGUUUUCACGGCUUCAGCGAAGUGCAACUGGGAUAGAGACCCACAAGCACACAGGCAUCCGCUCCUGGUCAGCGGGCCACCGACGACGCACACAUUAGCCAUGUGGGAUCAGAACGAGUUCGAGAAACACUGGCGGAAUGAGUUCCCCGACGGCGACGUGCCGAAAAUGGACCUUAAGUCUGUGGAGGACGUCGAGGAGGAGCUGGAGAGAUGCAAAGCGAGGCUGAAGGUGCUCCAGCGUGAGCUGUCCAUGGAAAAGUUCAAGGUGAUAUACCUCCAGACCACGGUAGCCCGGCAUGGAGGCGAGGAGCAGCGGGACGGCGGCGAAAAGUUGAAGAAACGGAUGGAUGUGAAAGUGGAGGGGACGGAAAAAGGGGUAGCCUUGGGUGGAUACCCCGUGGAGCCCGCCCGGAGGAGGCACGGCAACGACGGCACAGACUCCGGGCAUGUCGUGGGGUCCGCUAGGAGUCCCCGGACAGGGAGACGUCUCCCCGCGCUUCCGCGGAAGCACCCGCAUCUCUGCAUACAGAAAGUGGCAGCGCCCGGCCGCACGCAGCCCAACAAAGCCGAGUCGGAGCAGGACACCAGCGACCACGAGUACGAGGACGUGGAGCUCAACGAGAACUUCGUGCGGGGAAACCUGGUGACCCCAAGGGCCGAGUCCCGCCGAGACGUGGUCCGGACCAUCCGUCUUAGCAAGGAUUUCGACUCCAGCGACGACGGCAGGCUGUCACCGGCCAGUAUUCCGGUGCCGUGCGGCUUGUCCCGCGGCUCCGGCCGCAGUACCCCUGAAAGACGGAGCGACGGCUACCUGAGCUCCGACCAUGAGGACUCCUCAUCCGUCGACUUCAACUACAACACAGACGGCUAUGAUGGUGACGCCACAGAGGAUCGCAAGUCCCAGGAUGGCUCAGAGACCAUGCCCUUCAUCGAUGAGUCGCCCACCAUGUCCCCCCAACUCUGCGCCCGUGGCCCUGACGGCGAAGCUGUGUCCCCCACACCCCCCGAGGGCCUUUUGCCUGGGGCUGAUAUCGAGAAGGGGCUGGAGAUGAAGAAGUUGGUGCUUUCGGGGUUCCUGGCCAGUGAGGAGAUCUACAUCAACCAGCUGGAGGCCCUGCUCCUGCCCAUGCGACCGCUCAAGGCCGCCGCCACCACAUCUCAGCCGGUCCUGACCAACCAGCAGAUCGAGACCAUCUUCUACAAGAUCCAAGAUAUCUUUGAGAUCCACAAGCAGUUCUACGACGCCCUGUACCCCCACAUUCAGCAUUGGGAUGAUAAGGUGACCGUGGGUCACCUAUUUCAGAAACUGGCCAGUCAGCUCGGUGUGUACAAAGCAUUCGUGGAUAACUACAAAGUGGCUGUGGAGACUGCAGAGAAGUGCAGCCAGGCCAACAUGCAGUUCCAGAAGAUCUCAGAGAACCUUAAAGUGAAAGGGCCCAAGGACUCGAAGGACAGCACCUCCUCCGUCACCAUGGAAGCUUUGUUGUACAAGCCCAUCGACCGUGUGACCCGGAGCACCCUGGUUCUGCAUGACCUGUUGAAGCACACGCCCAAGGACCACCCUGACUUCGCCCUGUUGCAGGAUGCAUUGCGCAUCUCCCAGAACUUCCUGUCCAGCAUCAAUGAGGAGAUCGACCCGCGCAGGACCGCAGUCACCACACCGAAAGGGGAGGCUCGUCAGCUCGUGAAGGAUGGCUUCCUGGUGGAGGUCUCCGAGGGCCCCAGGAAGCUACGUCACGUCUUCCUGUUCACGGACCUACUCCUCUGCGCCAAGAUGAAGAAGACUGCUGUGGGGAAACACCAGCAAUACGACUGCAAGUGGUACAUCCCGCUGGCCGACCUGACCUUCCAGACGCUGGACGACUCAGACUCAUGUUCUCCCGUGCAGACGCUACCGGAGCACGAGAUCGAGGAGAUGAAGAUGAAGAUCUCCUCCAUCAAGAGCGAAAUUCAGAAGGAGAAGAAAGCUGUCAAGGGUCAGAGCAGAGCGCUGGAUCGCCUGCGGAAGAAGAUGAACGAACAGGAGUCCUGUCUGCUCCUCCACUCCCCCACCAUCCCAUUCCGUAUCCACAACAAACAUGGCAAAAGUUACCUGUUCCUGUUGUCCUCCGACUACGAGAGAUCUGAGUGGCGAGAAGCCAUACAGAAACUGCAGAAAAAAGAUCUCCAGGCCUGCGUCCUAAGUUCAGUGGAGCUCCAGGUCCUCACUGGCUCCUGCUUCAAGCUGAGGACUGUCCACAACAUUCCCGUCACCAGUAACAAAGAUGAUGAAGAAACCCCCGGCCUUUACGGCUUCCUCCAUGUCAUCGUCCAUUCUGCCAAGGGCUUCAAGGAAUCUGCCAACCUCUACUGCACCCUGGAGGUGGACUCCUUCGGCUACUUUGUCAGCAAAGCCAAGACCCGGGUGUUCCGGGACACCACAGAACCCCAGUGGAAUGAGGAGUUUGAGAUUGAGCUGGAGGGCUCACAGUGCCUACGCAUCCUCUGCUAUGAGAAGUGCUACGACAAGACUAAGCUGAACAAGGAUGACAACGAGAUCGUGGACAAGAUCAUGGGCAAAGGGCAGGUGCAGCUGGACCCACAGACUGUACAGUCCAAGAACUGGCACAUGGACGUCAUCGAGAUGAAUGGUAUCAAAGUGGAGUUCUCCAUGAAGUUCACAAGUCGUGACUUGAGUUUGAAGAGGACGCCGUCCAAAAAGCAGAGUGGAGUGUUCGGUGUCAAAAUCAGCGUGGUGACCAAACGCGAGCGCUCCAAGGUGCCUUACAUCGUACGCCAGUGCAUCGAGGAGGUGGAGAAGCGGGGCAUCGACGAGGUCGGCAUCUAUAGGAUCUCCGGGGUGGCCACCGAUAUCCAGGCCCUAAAGGCAGCCUUCGAUACAAAUACCAAAGACAUCUUAGUGAUGCUGAGUGACAUGGACAUCAAUGCCAUCGCGGGGACACUGAAGCUGUACUUCCGGGAGCUUCCGGAGCCACUGCUUACAGACCGCCUGUACCCAGCCUUCAUGGAGGGCAUUGUGCUGUCGGACCCUGCCGCCAAGGAGAACUGCAUGAUGCACCUGCUGCGAUCAUUGCCUGACCCCAACCUUAUUACCUUCCUCACACUCCUGGAGCACCUCAAGAGGGUUGCCGAGAAGGAACCUGUCAACAAGAUGUCCCUCCACAACCUGGGAACUGUCUUUGGCCCCACUCUCCUGAGACCCUCCGAGGAGAGCAGCAAGGGCCACGUCACGCUGGCCUCCGACAUCUGGUCACAGGACGUCAUGGCACAGGUCCAGGUACUCCUGUACUACCUGCAGCACCCGCCCAUCUCCUUCGCCGAGCUCAAGCGUAACACUCUCUACUUCUCCACGGACGUGUAGCCUGGAUCUGAGAGCAGGCAUCACUGCAGGACAGAGGCCAGCCCCCCCCCCCCCCACACCUUUUUACUGUACAGUGCCAGCAAGAGCUGGUGGCGGGCAAAAAAAAAAGUUCACUGUGCUCCCUUUGCAUUUCUUAGUCAUGUUUUUGUGUAAUUUUUGUGUUAAGCGUCAGCCCGAUUCAUGGCUGAUGAAAGGUAAAGAGCGGCGAUGCCACCCCAUGGCCAGCCAGUGCCCCCCACCCCUGCCCUUGGGUCCAUUCUUUGCCCCGGUGCAGGGUUCUGGGCAUCAGAGCUAGACCUAGACUCUGUUCCCUUCAUCCACCUGUCUGCCCGAGAUCCCACUUCUCCCUCCUAUUCCAUCCAUCCUCCCCAGCCAGUGCAGUGUCACGCCACCAUACCUACUGGAGAAACGCGGGCAGAACCACGGAGAACCCCUGCUGCGGUGGCAGCGCGGUGACGUUGCCACGGGAACAAGUACAGCGCGGCGUGAACUGUAUGCGUGGUGCUUGUCUGUCCACUUAGGAAUUCCACAAUGUUCUGUUACUUGUUCCCUCCCCAGAGACAUUCCAGAAGCGGCAUCUAUAUGUUUUAUAAAUAUUAUUUGUUCAGUGGUUUCCUUUCAUCUCCUUUUGAUUUGUGCAAGUGAAGAGGGAACGUGUACGUCUCCCGGGAGCAAGGAGGGGUCUGGCCUCACACGCGAAACUGCACCCAAAAGCGUGUGCUUCCCCAGGACUGCAGAGGGGUGUGGCCCCGCCUUGCUUGCACCCGAAAGCGUAUGUGUGUCCGUUUUGAGGAAGGCAGCCCUCUCCUAUGAGAGCUUAGGCCAAAUCUGCCAUAUUUAUUAUAAAUAUAUAUAUAUAAAUAUAUUAAGUGUGCCUGUACAGUUCAGUACAUCAAUAGAGUUACUCUGCGGAGUUCAUUGUGACCCUGUAGUGACGUUUUAGUUGAGCGCUCAUGUACAGUCACCGUUGACUGACCUGUACCGUAAUGAUACCAUGAAUAAAAAAAAAAGUACAAAAUUCUGAUGGGUGAUUCGUUAAAAAAUAAAAAAGCCAUGAAUGAGGGGUAAACUGAAUAGAAAUGGGGGAAUGUGGCAAGUUUCAUUUUAAGACACUCAAUUGCAAGCCAAUUCUGCGAAUGACAGCAUUCUAGGUCACCUUGCGGACCAUUUAUUUACCCACCCUCACUGCAUGUCAAGCUUGUCAGUGGUUGGCUGUGUGACAGAGAUGGAGUUCAGACGGCAGUUUUCCUGCUCUGGCAACAGCGAUUUCUGUAGAGAGAUACAAACUCAGCCCCUCUGCUGUCAAGCCCACCACAUCUUAAAAUACGCACUGUUAGAGUACUAUUUGAUAUUUUUAAUAUGAUUAAAGAAAAUCAAAACCAUGUAUUUUACUUCCAUUCAGGAGAUAUACUGAGUAUACUGUAUCAACGAUAAGGUAAAUGUCAGUGUGAAAUGUUUUUUUAGGAAAAUAAAAGUGUACUGAAGAGCC
Brienomyrus brachyistius is the source of this 5103-nucleotide messenger RNA. RefSeq names its product ABR activator of RhoGEF and GTPase (gene abr). Lineage: Eukaryota; Metazoa; Chordata; Actinopteri; Osteoglossiformes; Mormyridae. Gene Ontology annotation, molecular function: protein serine/threonine kinase activity; GTPase activator activity; guanyl-nucleotide exchange factor activity. Bases 354 to 3614 code for a protein of 1086 amino acids. The record is from RefSeq and is a predicted model, not a curated record. Gene Ontology annotation, biological process: positive regulation of GTPase activity; intracellular signal transduction; protein phosphorylation. The transcript has 23 exons. Gene Ontology annotation, cellular component: membrane.